Messenger RNA from Anisakis simplex (herring worm), 519 nucleotides. The record is from the annotation of a GenBank genome assembly. NCBI's taxonomy places the organism in Eukaryota, Metazoa, Nematoda, Chromadorea, Rhabditida, Anisakidae.
AUGAGAAAACUUCACUUAGUUGACGAGUGUAGUAGCUGUUUUUCGUGUCAUUUCUUGACCUCAACAUGCCAUUUAACGUGCUUCAUAACGUGUCACGUGUCACGAACUCAGCCAGAUCAGACAUGUCAAGUUCACUUGCAAAUCCGAAAAUUUGCUACCAAUGAAAGCAGACAACCUGACAGCCGAAAAGCAGAUAAGAACAUUUUUUUAAAGGAGAAGUUGAAGUGUGAGGUGGUGGCAAAUGCCCGUCGUAAUACGAUAUUGCUGGUGAGUAUGGUGGUGAUGUUCGCUGUAGCAUGGUUACCGCAUAAUAUUGUUUCGUUGCUGAUGGAAUUCGAUGAGAGAAUCUUCGAAAGGGACGAUGGUGUAAAUAUUAUUUAUCUGAUUAACUUAUUCACACAUAGGCAAGUGUUCGUUCAUCAUUGCAUAAACAAAAUAAUAUCGCGCCGUCAAGCUCCACAACCAUUCGAUCCUUUCACUCCACAUUUCUACACGGCAGAUCAUGUGAAAAUUCUGUGA